Xiphophorus maculatus (southern platyfish) is the source of this 4373-nucleotide messenger RNA. RefSeq lists its product as uncharacterized. The transcript has 23 exons. Gene Ontology annotation, cellular component: membrane raft; external side of plasma membrane. The coding region runs from base 21 to 3284 and encodes 1087 amino acids. The record is from RefSeq and is a predicted model, not a curated record. Lineage: Eukaryota; Metazoa; Chordata; Actinopteri; Cyprinodontiformes; Poeciliidae. Gene Ontology annotation, molecular function: MHC class II protein binding; protein tyrosine kinase binding. Gene Ontology annotation, biological process: positive regulation of ERK1 and ERK2 cascade; interleukin-15-mediated signaling pathway; T cell activation.
AAGAGAGAUAGAGAGGAGCAAUGAUCACUGCUAGAGAGAAACAAACAUCUUUAUUUGUAACGCUGAUGCUUCACUUAACAGCUACAGCAGCUGAACAAGAUCUGUUCUCGACAGUCAGAGUUGGUGAUGAAGUCACUUUGCCUUGUGGAAAUGUGACCUGCACUAAGAAUCAAUGUGACAGCAUCACCUGGAUGUUCAGUGGUAAAGGAACAAUAACACUGUUUGAAAAAGGACAGAUUCAUGAAGCUGCAGCAGCUAAAUCAGACAGACUGAGCGUUACAUCAGACUGUUCUCUGGUUAUAAAGAACGUCUCAGUGGAGGAUGUUGGUCUUUACACUUACAGACGGUAUGUAAACGGACAGCAAGAGUCAGACGUCUACAUUUAUCUGUCUGUUAUUCACAUGGUUCAACAGAAGCAGAAAGAUCAAAUCAUCCUAACCUGCUCUGUGAUGGAUUAUAACGACUGCAGACACACAGUGAAGUGGCUGAAUGAAGGUAGAGAGGAAAUGUCGUCAGACAUGGAGGAAUCGGAUCAGUCCUGCUCUGCUACUGUAACGAUUCCAGCAUCUGACAGAAACUGGAAGUUAAACUCUGAAAACUUAAAGUGUAAAGUUACAAAUAGUUUCAGUAACAAAGUGCAGCUGUUUAACUUCAGGAUUCAGUCGUCUGGUGGAAAAACAGAUAAAAAUUCAACAUCCAAGACAACGACCACCACACGACCAGCUAGAACUACAACAAGAAUGUCAACAACAACAAAGAUAACAGCAACAAAAUUACCUGCAACUUUAUCAACAGUAACAGCAGAACCAAACAAAUUGACGUCUAUGGCAAUAAAUUCAUCUACAAAUGUUGAUUUCUCAAAACAUCCAGGAUGGGUUUGGUCGCUCGUUAUCCGUCCUGUGUGUUUGGCAGCGAUGAUAGUAACUGUUCUGGUGAUCAUCAGAUGGACAAAAACUAAAGGAAAUAAAACAAUAGAAGAAGAAAGUAAAACUGAGGAUGAGGAUGAUCUCACACCAAAGAGGCCAAAAACACCCAGAAACAAACCAGAACUCUCAGUCAUUUCUGAUUGUCUGCAAGAGAGACAGAGAGGAGCAAUGAUCACUGCUAGAGAGAAACAAACAUCUUUAUUUGUAACGCUGAUGCUUUACUUAACAGCAGCUGAUGGGCCUCAUUACUCAGCAGUCAGAGAUGGUGAUAAAGUCACUUUGCCUUGUGGAAAUGUGAUCAACAUUAGGAAUCACUGUAACAGCAUCACCUGGAUCUUCACUAAGAACAGCAGAACAUCAACACUGUUUGAAAAAGGACAGAUUCAUAAAGAUGCAGCAGCUAAAUCAGACAGACUGAGCGUUACAUCAGACUGUUCUCUGGUCAUAAAGAAAGUCUCAGUGGAGGAUGUUGGUCUUUACAACUGCAGACAGUUUAUAAACAGACAACAAAGAUCAGACUCUAACAAUUUGCUGUCUGUUAUUCAAAUGGUUGAACAAAAACAGAAAGAUCAAAUCAUCCUAACCUGCUCUGUGACGGAUUAUAACGACUGCAGACACACAGUGAAGUGGCUGAAUGAAGGUAGAGAGGAAAUGUUGUCAGACAUGGAGGAAUCAGAUCAGUCCUGCUCUGCUACUGUAACGAUUCCAGCAUCUGACAGAAACUGGAAGUUAAACUCUGAAAACUUAAAGUGUAAAGUUACAAAUAGUUUCAGUAACAAAGUGCAGCUGUUUGACUACAGGAUUCAGUCGUCUGGUGGAAAAACAGAUACAAAUUCAAUAGCAAAGACAAUGACCACCACACGACCAGCUAGAACUACAACAAGAAUGUCAACACCAAAAAUAACAGCAACAAAAUUACCUGCAACUUUAUCAACAACAACAGCAGAAUCAUUAAACAAAUUGACGUCUAUGGCAAUAAAUUCAUCUACAAAUGUCGAUUUCUCAAAACAUCCAGGAUGGGUUUGGUCGCUCGUUAUCCGUCCUGUGUGUUUGGCAGCGAUGAUAGUAACUGUUCUGGUGAUCAUCAGAUGGACGAAAACUAAAGGAAAUAAAACAAUAGAAGAAGAAAGUAAAACUGAGGAUGAGGAUGAUCUCACACCAAAGAGGCCAAAAACACCCAGAAACAAACCAGAACUCUCAGUCAUUUCUGAUUGUCUGCAAGAGAGACAGAGAGGAGCAAUGAUCACUGCUAGAGAGAAACAAACAUCUUUCUUUGUAACGCUGAUGCUUCACUUAACAGCAGCAGCUGUUGAAACUCAGUACUCAGCAGUCAGAGUUGGUGAUAAAGUCACUUUGCCUUGUAGAAAUGUGAUCAACAUUAGGAAUCACUGUAACAGCAUCACCUGGAUCUUCACUAAGAACAGCAGAACAUCAACACUGUUUGAAAAAGGACAGAUUCAUAAAGAUGCAGCAGCUAAAUCAGACAGACUGAGCGUUACAUCAGACUGUUCUCUGGUCAUAAAGAAAGUCUCAGUGGAGGAUGUUGGUCUUUACAACUGCAGACAGUUUAUAAACGGACAACAAAGAUCAGACUCUGACAAUAUUCUGUCUGUUAUUCAAAUGGUUGAACAAAAACAGAAAGAUCAAAUCAUCCUAACCUGCUCUGUGAUGGAUUAUAACGACUGCAGACACACAGUGAAGUGGCUGAAUGAAGGUAGAGAGGAAAUGUUGUCAGACAUGGAGGAAUCAGAUCAGUCCUGCUCUGCUACUGUAACGAUUCCAGCAUCUGACAGAAACUGGAAGUUAAACUCUGAAAACUUAAAGUGUAAAGUUACAAAUAGUUUCAGUAACAAAGUGCAGCUGUUUAACUUCAGGAUUCAGUCGUCUGGUGGAAAAACAGCAAAGACAACGACCACCACACGACCAGCUAGAACUACAACAACAAGAAUGUCAACAACAACAAAGAUAACAGCAACAAAAUUACCUGCAACUUUAUCAACAGUAACAGCAGAACCAAACAAAUUGACGUCUAUGGCAAUAAAUUCAUCUACAAAUGUCAACAAUUUCUCCAAAACUCCAGGUUGGUCUAUGUUUUAUAUAAUUGGUCCAGCAGUUACCAUAGUAACUGUUCUGGUGAUCAUUGGAUGGAAGAAAACCAGAGAAAAUAAAACAAAAAAGGAAAAAGAAAGAGAAACGGAUCCUGAGGACGACAUCCACUACGCCAAAAUCAGUCAGACCAAAAAAACCAAGAAAAAGCCAAGAGUCCCGGACACUGUGACAUACAGCACAGUGAAUACUUCUUCUUCUGCUCAGGCUACCGUCGAUCUUGACCAUCUCUACUCUACACUCAGUAAAUAAGUGAGAUUAGAUGUUGUUUAAUAAACCUUUAUUUCCAACAACUUUAAUCUACAUAAAACUGAAACAGAAUGUUUUCGAGAUCAAUGAGCGCUGAGGCCCUCUAGUGGAGAGAAGCAGGAAAUGUAAACUCUGUAGAAUUCACUUUUUUGUAAAAUACCAGAAACAUUGAAGGCUUGUGCAUAAUAUCUGCUAAUGGUUUGUUAGACAUGAUCUCCAAGGUCUAUGUUCUUCUGUGCUUAAAAGUUCAUAAUGUUUGACUAUUAUGGUAUAAAUAUCUGUGAACUUUUGUGGUUUCACACUUUGAGAGGAAAACAGAUGCUGAAUUUUUCCAUAACGUCAGACAUGUUGAAGUUUAUGUCUUAAAAAAGAAUCCACCAGACUAAAACCUUCUGCUGCUAAUGUUGCAACACUUAGAUCAGCUCAAAAGUAGACAGAAACUAACACCUCACCAACAAUAGACACACCUACUCUACAUCCUGUUGGUCAUCUCUAGUGUCAAAUUUAUUCUUAUACACAUCAAAACUUUCCAGUUGUGCAUCAUCAGACAGGAAGAUCUCUUUCUGCUACAAAAGCCUAACACCUUUUCUUUCUCAUGUUUUCCCCAUUCUUUUCUACAUUUUUAAAUGUUUUGUUCCAGAUUUUGUGUCCUACAUUUUGAUACUAAGAUAGCCUAGACAUAUGGUAUGCAGCUUUUUGCUAAAUGGAGAAAGAACAGAUGAUGGUAAGAUUAUUUAGAAAAGGCUCUUAAACCCAGAGUCAGUCACAGUAAAUGAUCACUAACACUGAUCCUGGUUCUGAUGGAGAUUCCUUCCUGUUAACUCAGAGUCAUUCCUUCCCUCUGGCGCCUCAUGCUUGAUCAGGAGGAGGGAUUGCUGCAAAAUGAAUGCUGACCUGCCUUUUAUUAUUUAACCAAUCAGCUUUAUUGAGUGAAUGUUACUGCUUUGUAUUAUAACCAGGACUGAACUGGAACGUAUGUAAUUGUAACAGUUAUUUGAUUAUAUGUUUCUGAAAAUAAAUUGGGGAUUUCCUUAUUGUGUAAAAUGCCUUGAAGAUAUUUGCUGGAAAUGAUCACUGCUGCAUAAAAAGCAA